CAUUAAAUAGCCCGGCUUGCUGUUGACCUAAGCAGCCCCGAAAGACAGUUGCAUCUGUCAAGUAGGGAAAUUUAGGUACGCUUUAUGCAGUAGGCUAAUUUAACUAAUUUACAACACCAUAAAACUGCCAGCAAAACACAAGGAAAGGAAUGAAGAAGUACAGCUACUAGUGGACGGUGAAGCAACAGCUCCCCCUGUGGCCGGAAUCGUGAAGCUGGAAAAAUGUUAAAUGCCUCUGUGUCUGUCUAUACUGUAUGUUGUUUGUCUAUUGGCAUUGAAUGUUUCCCAUAUAUGUGUUCAUUGUAAUCCGCCCUGAGUCCUCUUCGGGGUGAGAAGGGCGGAAUAUAAAUACGGUAAAUAAAUGAAUAUGUUAGAAAUAUAACGCUUGCCUCCGGCUAAAGAUACAGUCCUAUUAGCUUUAGCUCAUUCCAAGAUCAAGGGGUUUACAACGUCUAUUUUGAAAUAAAUAUCAUAGAAUCAUAUUGGCCUUUUUCGCUGCUGCAUCACGCUAUUGCGAUCCAUCACGACUCCUACAUCUCCUUCUGUGAGGUCUCAUCCACCCUUUUAUCUGUGCAUUUCUGUUCUUUCUGCUUUACAUUUCUCCCGGUUGAAAUCCACGUUGUUAAGUGAGUUUUGGACAUAAUUUUGGAUCAUGAUCCUGUUAGUUGGUGCAUAUACAUAUAUUGACAAAUGCACCUCAGAAAAAUACAGGCAUUGCUUCUUUGUUUCUGGCGGGGACGCUAUGGGGUUUGUGCUUAGCGUCAUUUGUCUUUUCUUGUUUUUCUGUCCCUUCGGCUCCUUUUUCCUCCUUCCGUUUCGGCUCCAUCCUUCCCGCCUUUCUCCUCUCCUGAAUCCGAACACAUGUCCUGCCCUGUUUGUUUUGCCCCCUCCAUCCUUGACGCAGGCGACGGAAGUGGAGGGGACCUUGGAGCCCCCCGAAGAUUUCCGAGAGAAGCCCCUUCUUCAAGCCCUCAACCCCGAAGAGCCCCCCGAAAUGCCGAGAGAGCACGCAAUCAAGCGCUUCUUGAAGGACGACUCGGAGGAGGCCGAGCUGGUCCAGUUCCUGGGCGACCAGCCCCCUGCGGAGCAGACCUUCCGCCGCCCGGAGCCCAGACCGGAGGAAGACACCUUCAAGGGUUACGGUAUCCAUCGGGCCGCGCCCGAGAUGUUUGCCGCCCUGACGGGGGCCCGGCCCCUGUCCCAGGAGGAUGCGGUGGCCAUGGAGGACAAGGAGCCCAAAGCCUUCCACCGGCCACGGCCCCUCGAUCUCCGGCAGCAGCCACAGCAGCAGCAGCACAUGGCGGCUCCAGCACCACCCAGCCCUUCUCGUCCACGGAGCCCCUGGGGAAGGCUGGAUCCCUAUGAUUCGGAUGAGGAUGAUAAGGAAUACGUCGGAUUUGCCACCCUGCCCAACCAGGUCCAUCGGAAGUCGGUCAAGAGGGGAUUUGACUUCACGCUGAUGGUUGCAGGAGAAUCUGGGCUGGGAAAAUCGACGCUGGUGAACAGCCUCUUUCUUACGGAUCUGUACAAGGACCGUAAACUCUUAAAUGCGGAAGAACGGAUCCUCCAGACGGUGGAGAUCACCAAACACGUGGUGGACAUUGAGGAGAAAGGCGUCAAGCUCCGCUUAACCAUCGUGGACACGCCAGGCUUCGGGGACGCCGUCAACAACACCGAAUGCUGGAAGCCAGUGGCUGACUACAUCGACCAGCAGUUUGAGCAAUAUUUCCGGGAUGAAAGUGGCCUCAACCGGAAGAACAUUCAGGACAACCGAGUGCAUUGCUGCCUCUACUUCAUCUCCCCUUUUGGACACGGGUUACGGCCCUUGGAUGUGGAGUUCAUGAAAGCUCUCCACCAGCGGGUGAAUAUUGUGCCCGUCUUGGCCAAAGCGGACACCCUCAUGCGCUCCGAGGUAGACCGGAUGAAGAACAAGAUCCGGGAUGAAAUCGAACACUUCGGGAUCCGGAUCUACCAGUUCCCCGAUUGCGAUUCAGAUGAAGAUGACGAUUUCAAGCUGCAGGACCAGGAGCUCAAGGAGAGCAUCCCGUUUGCCGUAAUUGGCAGCAACACAGUCGUGGAGGCCAAAGGGAGACGCAUCCGAGGCCGGCUCUACCCGUGGGGUGUCGUGGAAGUGGAAAACCCGGCCCAUUGCGACUUUGUCAAGCUGCGCACCAUGCUGGUGAGGACGCACAUGCAGGACCUGAAGGACGUGACCCGGGAGACGCACUACGAAAACUACCGGGCCCAGUGCAUCCAGAGCAUGACCCGGAUGGUGGUCAAGGAGCGCAACCGGAAACUAGCAAACUCACAAGAGAAAGUGGGACAGACUUCCCCAUCCCCGCCAUGCCGCCGGUGCCGGACUCGGAAACAGAGAAGCUGAUCCGGGAAAAGGACGAAGAGUUGCGUCGGAUGCAGGAAAUGUUGCAGAAAAUCCAGCAGCAGAUGGAAGACACCCACUAGCCCCUUCUUACCUCUCCAACCUUCUCCAUCUCUGGUCCUCUUUCUCAUCUCCCGCCUCGGAGACACACAAUGUUUACAUUUCUCACCCAGAACUUGACCUCAUCCUGGCACCUCUGACCUGACGCUCCUCAUAGAUAUUUAUAUAUAUAUAUAUAUAGAGAGAGAGAGAUUAUAUACUCACACACAUUGCUGCAACCAUCGCCUUACAGCCAAAGUUGGCCGCGCUUUGCCGAAGAAACAAGACGCUCUCCCAAAGACUUCCAGCAUGUGGGAACUCCGCCUUUCCCUAUUUUCUGGCUACCCAAAAGAUUCUGCUGUGGCAUUGAACUUACUUCAGAGGAUGUAUAACAGUGAUUCCCAAAGUGGACACGGGGGCAGGGCCAGAGGAGGGGCAGGGCCUCUUCCCAAGUGCCGGAAACAGGGCUGAGCGUCUAUACCUGUUAGGACACACAGGGGGCGGAGCUAGAGGAGUGGGCGUGGCUUCUUCCCAAGAGCCUGAGACAGGGCUGAGCAUCUAUACCUCUCCUGAGGCGCUUGUUGGGAAACAGAGGGCGGAGCUAGGGAAGGGGGCGGGGCCUCCUUCCAAGAGCUUGAGACAGGGCUGAGCAUCUUCUAUACCUCUCCUGAGGCUCUUGUUGGGACACAGAGGGCGGAGCUAGGGAAUGAGGUGGGGGCCUCCUUCCAAGAGCCUGAGACAGGGCUGAGCAUCUUCUAUACCUCUCCUGAGGCUCUUGUUGGGACACAGAGGGCGGAGCUAGGGAAUGAGGUGGGGGCCUCCUUCCAAGAGCCUGAGACAGGGCUGAGCCUCUAUAUCUCUCUUGAGAGGCCUUAUAGGACUAAAGGGCAGGGCUGGGGCCUCCUUCCAAGAGCCUGAGAUAGGGCUGAGCCUCUAUACCUCUCCUGAGAGGCCUUUUAGGACUAAAGGGUGGGGCUAGGGUUGGGGGCGGGGCCUCUUCCCAAGAGUUUCUGUAUACCUCCCCUGAGGCACUUGUUAGAAAACGGGGGUGGGGUAUAGAGGUUCAGCCCCUUCAGGCACUUGGGAAGAGGCCCCACCCCCUUCUCUAGCCCCGCCUCCUGUGUCCUGGCAGGGAUAGAUGCUCAGCCCUGUCUCAGAGCUCGUAACUCCGCCAAUCCCAGUCCUGGCUACCCAUUUGUGGCCCCGUCCACCUCCUCCUCCCAGCCCUGCAUCUUGGACUAGGGGAGAGGCUCAGCCCCGCCCUCUUGAGCAGGAGCCACGCCCACCCCUCUAAGCCACGCCCCCUUUCUAGGGGGCUCUGAGUAAUAUUUUUUCCAGAAAGGGGGCGGUAGGCCAAAUAUAAUAAGCAUGGGUGGAGUUAGAAAAAGUAGAGAAGCUGGGAAAGAACAGAUCCAACUAGCAGUCCACCAUUUCUCCCCAAUGUUGAUAGACCUUUCUUGGGAGUGAUUCUUUCGAAGGCAGCUCUUCUCUUUGAGAGAUGAGAGGUCACCCUAAACAAGGGGUUUACGUCCAAUCGGAGUGUCCCUAAACAUGUGUAUUGGGACAGCGGUUCUUCAGAACCAUCAUCCAUCCAUGGUCCAGGCUUGGAAGAUAACCCCGCCAUUGCAAGGAUGGCUGGAGAGCCCAAAAAGAGUACAUUCUCCAGGCGUUGGAUCGUAAUAAUCUCCCAUGAGUGAGUCCAACUCCGAAAGCCAUUCCUUUCGUUCCGGAGUUGGGGUUGCCAACACCGCCUUUCUGCUGCGCUCCGCUGCAGACAUAUACUUGCCCGCUUUAUCUUCCUAGCAUGGAGAGAGAUCUUCCCCCUUCGUUUGCAGGUAAAAUUGCUAUUAAUAUAUAUUAAUGACAAUAGAUUGGGGCGUGUAUUCGAACAGACCCCUCUGCAUUAUUAUAGCGUAGCUUGCCUUUAAAACGCCCUCUCGUUUUAAUUCUUCAAAGUCCUCUUCGAGGUUGGUUAUUGACCCCUUUAACUUCUUGUUCGAUUGAUUAUUUAUUUAUUCCAUUAUUUUAUUAUGUUGAUAUUUUUUCAUUAUGACAAUUCAGACGUGGCAUUUUUGUUAUUAUUAUUAUUAUUAUUAUUAUUAUUAUUAUUAUUAUUAUUAUUUGAAACACAACAAGAUGAGUCCACAGCAGACACUCUGCUGGCUGUUGUAUUGGAUCACACAUUGGACACAUUAUUAUUAUUAUUAUUAUUAUUAUUAUUAUUAUUAUUAUUAUUAUUAUUAUUAUUAUGACACAGCAAACAAGAUAGAUAUGCUGGAUUUCGUAUCACAAAAUGACAAGUCGAACACUUCCCAAGUGUCUAGGACUGUGUGAUGUAAUUAUUAUUAUUACUAUUUACUAUUAUUUACUAAUUACUAUUAUUAGUUGAUAUAUUUAUUAUUGGCCACGUUUCUGUACUCUUCUUGGGGAGCAGUGAUGUAAAGUUAGGGAGCACUUUAGGAUGGUUUUUCAGGGUUUACGGCUCCAUUCCGUCCUCCAAAUCUUGCUAUUUUCUUAUCCAAAAAAAAAAAAAAGAUUUUAUUUUGCACGGCUGUCCAAACUAAGAAAUGUAUUUAUUGUUACGGAUGCAAAAGAAUAGAGAUGUUUAUACCUUCGGAAAGGCUCCAGUAGAAAAUAUUUUUUAACCCGCCAAUAAAUAUUGCAAAUUUCAA
Messenger RNA from Anolis carolinensis (green anole), 5088 nucleotides. Its product is annotated as septin-4. Gene Ontology annotation, molecular function: GTPase activity; molecular adaptor activity; GTP binding. The record is from RefSeq and is a predicted model, not a curated record. The coding region runs from base 653 to 2380 and encodes 575 amino acids. Gene Ontology annotation, biological process: intracellular protein localization; regulation of exocytosis; cytoskeleton-dependent cytokinesis. NCBI's taxonomy places the organism in Eukaryota, Metazoa, Chordata, Lepidosauria, Squamata, Anolidae. The transcript has 12 exons. Gene Ontology annotation, cellular component: cell division site; septin ring; synaptic vesicle.